GCAUUGCCAUCCAACCGCCUCCCAAGGAGCACCUCUGCAACCUCGCGCCUCCCAUCCCAAUCGCGCCUUCUUUCAUUUUCCUUGUCUUGGUACGGAUACGCAUUCUUUUAAUUGGAGCCUGCAACCACAGCCAUGUCGUCCUUCUCGCGCGCUUUCAUGCGCACCUCGCGGUGUGCUCUGCGAUACCAGAGGGGCGUAAACCCCGUUCAGCAAGCAUGGAGCGGAAACCAGGUCAGGAACUAUGCUGCGGCCUUCUCCCGUGACAAGCCGCACGUCAACAUCGGUACUAUUGGUCACGUCGAUCACGGCAAGACCACCCUCACAGCUGCCAUCACCAAGCGCCAGGCUGAGAAGGGCUACGCAAAGUUCCUCGAAUACGGCUCCAUCGACAAGGCCCCUGAAGAGCGAAAGCGCGGUAUCACCAUCUCCACGGCACACAUCGAGUACUCGACCGACAACAGGCAUUAUGCCCACGUCGACUGCCCCGGUCACGCCGAUUACAUCAAGAACAUGAUCACGGGUGCGGCCAACAUGGACGGCGCCAUCAUCGUCGUUGCCGCCUCCGACGGACAGAUGCCCCAGACCCGUGAGCACUUGCUGCUCGCCCGCCAGGUCGGUGUCCAGAAGAUCGUCGUCUUCGUGAACAAGGUGGAUGCUAUCGAGGACAAGGAGAUGUUGGAACUCGUCGAAAUGGAGAUGCGCGAGCUGCUCACCUCGUACGGCUUCGAGGGCGACGAGACGCCCAUCGUCAUGGGCUCGGCGCUAUGCGCUCUUGAGGGCCGCGAGCCCGAGAUCGGCGAGAAGAAGAUCGACGAGCUCCUCGAGCAGGUCGACACCUGGAUCCCCACACCCCAGCGUGAGACUGAGAAGCCGUUCCUCAUGGCCGUCGAAGACGUUUUCUCCAUUGCCGGUCGCGGAACCGUCUGCUCUGGCCGUGUCGAGCGCGGUAUCCUGAAGAAGGACUCCGAAGUCGAGCUCGUCGGCAAGGGUGUCGCCCCCAUCAAGACCAAGGUCACCGACAUCGAGACCUUCAAGAAGUCCUGCGACGAGUCGCGCGCCGGUGACAACUCUGGUCUCCUCCUCCGUGGUGUCAAGCGCGAGGACGUCCGCCGCGGCAUGGUCGUCGCCAUCCCCGGAACCGUCAAGGCGCACAAGAAGUUCCUCGUCUCCAUGUACGUGCUGAGCAAGGAGGAAGGUGGCCGUCACACCGGCUUCGGCGAGAACUACAGGCCCCAGAUGUUCAUCCGAACGGCCGACGAGAGCUGUGCGCUCACCUGGCCCGAGGGCGUCGAGAAGGACAAGCAAAUCAUGCCCGGCGACAACGUCGAGAUGGUCUGCGAGCUGCACCAACCGCACGUGCUUGAGGCUGGCCAGCGCUUCAACAUGCGCGAGGGUGGCCGCACCGUCGCCACCGGUCUUGUCACCCGUGUCCUGGAGUGAUUAUAAUACCAAGGGAAGGGGCACUGUAAGAUGUUUGAGAUUACUUGUACACCAUUUCCGGCGCUUUUGUUCAUGGCUCAUGUACUACCCCUACUCUCCUCUUCUGCCCAUGUCUUUUCUCACAUGUAACAUCACAUUGUCGCGAACGGGUCGGUAGGAAAAUAGACUAUGGAUCGGCGUCGAGCGUACGCUUUGCAUGUAGGAAGAGUAGGAUGAGAGAUUCGAGAAACAUAAUGACUAUUUUUGCUGU
Molecule: messenger RNA, 1690 nt
Organism: Paraphaeosphaeria sporulosa
Lineage: Eukaryota; Fungi; Ascomycota; Dothideomycetes; Pleosporales; Didymosphaeriaceae
Product: translation elongation factor Tu
Exons: 3
Coding region: 133-1440 (435 amino acids)
Biological process (GO): mitochondrial translational elongation
Cellular component (GO): mitochondrion
Molecular function (GO): translation elongation factor activity; GTPase activity; GTP binding
Source: RefSeq, a predicted model, not a curated record